Sardina pilchardus (European sardine) is the source of this 3283-nucleotide messenger RNA. RefSeq names its product protein prenyltransferase alpha subunit repeat containing 1 (gene ptar1). Bases 54 to 1598 code for a protein of 514 amino acids. Gene Ontology annotation, biological process: protein prenylation. Lineage: Eukaryota; Metazoa; Chordata; Actinopteri; Clupeiformes; Clupeidae. The record is from RefSeq and is a predicted model, not a curated record. Gene Ontology annotation, cellular component: cytoplasm. Gene Ontology annotation, molecular function: protein prenyltransferase activity. The transcript has 7 exons.
UCCGCCAGUAAAUCUCAAGGAGAAGAAGAAGAACCGCGACUGCAGUAGUGAAAAUGGCUGAGUCGGAAGAGGAGGUGGACGUUUUGGUUCAAAGAGUUAUGAAAGAUAUUAAUAACGCGUUUAAGAGAAACCCCAACAUAGAUGAGAUUGGACUCAUUCCCUGCCCGGAAGCCAGAUACAACAGGAGCCCGAUUGUCCUGGUGGAGAACAAGCUGGGAGUGGAGAGCUGGUGUGUGAAGUUUCUUCUUCCUUACGUCCACAACAAGCUGCUUCUCUACAGACAAAGGAAACAGUGGCUUGACAGGGAAGCGCUUAUAGAUGUCACCUGCACGUUGCUGCUGCUAAAUCCAGAUUUCACCACUGCUUGGAACGUCAGGAAAGAGUUGUUGGAGUGUGGGGUGCUGUCUCCCGAGAAGGACCUCUACCUAGGGAAGCUUGCACUGACCAAGUUCCCCAAGAGUCCAGAGACAUGGAUCCACAGACGCUGGGUCCUGCAGCGGCUCCAGAGGGAACUGUGCCCCGGGCUCGGCGAGCGGAAGGAGCAGGCGGACGGCGGUGGCGGUGACGGCGGUGGCGGUGAGGCCACGCGGCGCGGCGAGCGUCUGCGCAGGCUCCUGCAGGAGGAGAUGCGCGUGUGCGCCGACGCAGCGGGCCGUUACCCCAGCAACUACAACGCCUGGUCCCACCGCAUCUGGGUGCUGCAGCACCUGGCCAAAGGCAACCUGAAGAUACUGCAUGACGAGCUGUCCUCCAUGAGGCUGUGGGUGUCCAUGCACGUGUCCGACCACAGUGGCUUCCACUACCGCCAGUUUCUGCUCAAGGCCCUGGUCCGGGAGCUCAGCCAGCAGCAGGCCCAGUCUCCAGCCUCGUCUCCCCCGCACCCACCCUCCUCCUCCCCCCCGCCACCGCCGCCGCCGCCGCAGGGCUCCCCGACCAACUCGCCCUCGCAGGCCAACGGCGAGGCCUCCACCGCCACCGUCAGGGGCCCCGAGGCCCUCGUGGGAGCCACCGCCGCCGUCUCCCAGCUCUUCCACGACGAGAUGGAGCUGUGCACCGACCUGAUCGAGUCUUACCCGGGUCACGAGACGCUGUGGUGUCACAGGCGACACGUCUUCUACCUCUGGCACCAGUGGGCGCAGGAGAACGACCUCGGCCAGGCCAACGGGGACUCUCCCGGCCUCCUCAACCACGCCCAGGAGCCUCCCGCCUCCCCCGCCCAUGCGACGCCGCCGCCGCCACCGCCACCGCCACCCACCCACCACCCUGAGGACGCCGCUGCGGCCAUGGCGACCGCCAACGGCCAGCAGCAGCCCGUGGACAUGGAGGUGGACGGAGAAGUCGAGCCGGAGAUCUGCUCGCUCUCGGACGCCGCGGGCCAGGACGGCUGCGGCGGCGGUGGCGGCGGCAGCGGAAGCGGAGGCUGCUACACGCGGGACACCAAGCGGCUGAAGCGCGGGCCCACGCCGCCCUGUCCGGCGCCCAGCCUGCCGGCAGAGGACGCCUUCAUCAGCCGCGUCCUGGCCGCCUGCCGGAGCCCCGAGCAGCGGCGCUUCGCCGCCGCCUACAGGAAGUGGCUGGACUCCGUCAUAGGUCAGUAGUUCUUUUCGCAAAAAAAAAGAAAGAGAGAAAGAAAGAAUGGGGGGGGGGACGACACGGAGAAAGGCCUCCCCAGGCCUCCACUGACUUCCUGCCGCGGCACCUCUCGUCUCGUACACGUGAGGGAGGGAAGGUGCAGGAGCCGGGGGGAGGGGAGAGGAGAGGAGAGAGGGAGAUCUCUGUGGUAGGUCAGAGACAGGUCAUCUUCACUUCAUUUAAUUCACCCUCUCAAAACAAAAACAACAGCUGGACCUUUUUUUUUUCUCUCCUUCAAACUGAGAGCUGUUUGGAGCUGUUUCACAAUGAAAACCCAUUGCCCCCCUUUUUUAUUUGUUUUUAUCUUCCUGUUUUUUUCUUUCCUUUACUCGUUUUAAAUAAUCUUAAAGGUCAGAAGUGGUGUGUGUGCCUCCCUCAGUUUUGGUGCUGUCAAUCUCAGGUCUGUUUCAGCAUAAUGCAAUGUUUUCUUUUUCCCCUUCAAUUUUCAUUAUCAUUAUUUUAUUUUUGGUUUGGGUUUGCUUUUUAUUUUUUAGGGCUUGUUCAUUGAAGCAUGUCUACAUUUAUUCUUUUGCGUCUUCCACUUGAAAUGAAAGAAAUAACUGUAGCAGAUUCCUUUCGAUGCUGCCAUCCAUGUUAAUUCCUGAUUCCCUGACUCAAUUGGAACAGACUUACAUGCUGCAUUCUGCUGCUUUGGGUUCUCUGCAUUUGAGUAUAGACAUGAACAAAACAUCCUGACGUUUCGCCACAGUCAGGAUCUUGUAAGCACAAUCAGAUGAGAUCGGGACACUUUUGGUGAAAAAUAGCUGAACACACAAAUAGGUAUUUGAAAAAGAAAAAAAAAAGCUGAAAAAAAAAGCAGACAUAACUUCAUAGAUUCUCCCUUUGCUUUGAUAAGCGUACAGUCAGGAUCUCGUGUCUUCAGAGUGACAUCCUCACUGCCUUCCUUGACCGUGUCAUAAUGGCGGUUGUAGCUACGGGCCACAGAGAGUUCGGGAUACACACCCUGACAGGCAGUCAGGAUCCCCCCCAUCCCCCCCCCCAUCCCUGUCACUUCAGCUCCUUCAGCCUAAAGCAGCAUUAAGGAGCAGAGCAUAGGUGAUGGGAAUUGGAGCUUGUGGUUGAGAUGACCCCCCACCCCCCCCAGAGGGGAACUUGAAGCACAAGUUAGCAGAGCUGAUCAGACGACUCCAUCUUUAGCCUGCCAUGGGUGUCUAUGCUGAUGGAGAAGUGUGCUAAGUGCCCCCCCCCCCCCCCCCCAACACACACACACACACACACACACACACACACACUCAGACACACAUCACCAGUCAGCCUUCCCUCAGAUCCACAAGCUUUCUUUCACUCACAUGGCCUUUUGCCUGCAGUAGGACUUUUUGUCUUUGCUUUUGUGGUUUUUAACACCUGAAAGUGAUGGCCAUAGAAUCCUCCUCCGUUUGUUAGUAGAUGCUGCUGCCUUUUGUUGUCUCAUGUAAAACACUAUUGUACAGUAAGCUAUUAGUUAGGCUAUAUUUAUGCAAAGUAAGAUGAGGAAAAGAGUGAAGAGUGACAGAUUUUACUCAAGCAGUUUUUAAAGGUCCAUUAUUUUUCUGUUGAGGAGCUGGUGAACUGUGCUCCUGACCAUCAUCAGAACUGGAAUCGUCUCAAUGUUUGGAUUCUGUUAGAGCUCUUAAUAAAUGUUUGACUUGAA